CUUCUUUUUUCUCCUUCAUUUCCAAGAAAAAAUCCCAUCAUCCCCCUCCGCCGCGUACGGUCCCUCCUGGCUUCUGUACAUGAUAAAGGAAGAGGAGAAAGAAGGGGCAGAGGGCAGCGAGUAUUCUGCGGAAAGUGAAGCCAAGAGCAGGAGCAGGACAGUUUCUUUAAGAGACGCUUUGGUGGCCACGGUUUUAACUAAAGCCGAUCUAGCCGCCACCCCCGCCGCCGUCGCCAAUGAGGUGGAGAUGGAGGUGCAGCCAGUGACGCCGUUUGGAAGAGGAGAAAGAAGGGGCAGAAGGAAGGAAGAAGACGAUAAAAGGUGCGCAUCCAUCUCAGCAAAAACAAGCCACGUCAGACGAGAGGAGGGACUUAAGAGCAGAACGUUAAAACUUAACGGAUUGAUGACAAAAAAGACCGCUGCCGCUCUGCAUGCAAUUCAAAUUUCAUGUGGAGAAGAAAACUUUAAUCAGAUAAAGAAGAUCAAUUUGGCAAUAGAAGCUUGGGAUAAGUUGAAAAAAAUAAAUAUUGAAGAGCAGAAAUCAAAAACAGAUAAUUCAGAACAUGAAGAAGGAGAAGGAGAAGAAGGAGAAGAAGAAGCAGAAGAUGAAGGAGAAGGAGAAGGAGAAGGAGGAGAAGGAGUAGAAGGAGAAGGAGGAAAAGGAGGAGAAGGAGAAGGAGUAGAAGGAGAGGGAGGAAAAGGAGUAGAAGGAGAAGGAGUAGAAGGAGAAGGAGAAGGAGAAGAAGGAGAAGGAGAAGGAGAAGAAGGAAAAGGAGAAGGAGGAGAAGGAGUAGAAGGAGAAGGAGAAGGAGAAAAAAAAGGAGAAGAAGAAGCAGAAGAUGAAGAAGAAGAUGGAGAAAAAGAUGAAGCAGGAGAAGGAGAAGGAGAAGGAGAAGGAGAAGGAGAAAAAAAAGGAGAAGAAGAAGAAGCAGAAGAUGAAGAAAAAAAUGAAGAAGAAGAAGAUGAAGAAGAAGAAGAAGAAACUCCAAAGAUUAAUUCUGCAAGUAUGAUUGUCCCUGAACUUUUAGCUAGUGACAAUUAUAAGAGAUGGAGCAUCUGUAUGAAAAGCUAUUUAGCUUCUCAAGAUCUUUGGGAUGCUGUUCUAUACAGGUGGGCGCCAGCUGGAGUUGAUACAAAGGAGUGGAUUAAAAAGGAUGCUGCUGCUCUGCAUGCAAUUCAGAUUUCAUGUGGACCAAAAAAAUUUGAUGUAAUUGAGGAGAUCAGUUCCGCCAAAACUGCUUGGGAUACCUUGAAGCAAAAACAUAUAGAAAAGCAUCCAGAAGAUGGUCCUCCCCCUGCUUUGAUUGAUUUCCUGGAAAAGAAAGUCCCCUCAAGGGGCACUUAAUGCAUUUUUUUUUUUUAAUUCUUCGUAUUAAAAGUAUCUUCAAGGCCAUGUUUGGUUAAGGUGAGAAACUUUUCCAAUUGCUUUCUCCUUAACUGGAUUUUUUAGGGCUGAUUUGAUAUGUUU
Rubroshorea leprosula is the source of this 1468-nucleotide messenger RNA. The record is from the annotation of a GenBank genome assembly. NCBI's taxonomy places the organism in Eukaryota, Viridiplantae, Streptophyta, Magnoliopsida, Malvales, Dipterocarpaceae.